Molecule: messenger RNA, 3755 nt
Organism: Rhineura floridana
Lineage: Eukaryota; Metazoa; Chordata; Lepidosauria; Squamata; Rhineuridae
Gene: ARX
Product: aristaless related homeobox
Exons: 5
Coding region: 221-1720 (499 amino acids)
Biological process (GO): regulation of transcription by RNA polymerase II
Molecular function (GO): DNA-binding transcription factor activity, RNA polymerase II-specific; RNA polymerase II transcription regulatory region sequence-specific DNA binding
Source: RefSeq, a predicted model, not a curated record
CAAUCAAAGAGCGGCUCUCAGCACGUGGAGGAGAGGGAAUCUAGAGCCAAGCUAUUGCGGCUCAGUCACUACACUUGUUCCUAGUGUCCUGGGCAGGAAGAGGGGCGAGUUGCAGCCGCUGCCUGGUGGGGGAGGGGGUGCCAGCCCAGUCCAAGCCAAAGCCCACACGCGGCCACCCUGAGCCCUGCCAGGCCAGGCGUGGGGGGAGAAAGCCAAAGUCAUGAGCAACCAAUACCAAGAGGAGAGCUGCUCCGAGAGGCCCGAAUGCAAAAGUAAAUCGCCAACUUUGCUCUCCUCCUAUUGCAUCGACAGCAUCCUGGGCAGGAGGAGCCCUUGUAAAAUGAGACUGCUGGGAGCUGCUCCCAGCCUACCGUCUCUGGCUAGCAGGACGGAGCAGGACAAGGCCGGGCAAGGACCCGCCAAAGGGAGCCCGCCAGGGUUCGAGGCGGCCGAGCUACAUCUGCCACCCAAGCUGCGCCGCCUCUACGGGCCCGGCGGGGGCCAGCUGCUGGCGAGGGCCGAGCGGGCCGAAGUGGGCGCCUCUUCUUGGGACUCGCUCAAGAUCAGCCAAGCACCGCAGGUCAGCAUCAGCCGCAGUAAAUCGUACCGGGAAAACGCGCCCUUCGCGCGGGCCGCAGCCACCCUCGAAGAGCUGGCCGGCGGAGGAGGCGGAGGCCCCGACGGCAGGCCGGGCCGGGAGGACGAGUUGCUGGACGACGAGGACGACGACGACGAAGACGAUGACGAAGAGGAGGAGGAGGCAGAGGAGCUGGACGAGGAGCUGGAAGACGACGACGAGCUCCUAGCCGAGGCCAAAGAGGCCCGACGGGGCGCAGGGGGUCCAGUCGGGGCCGGCGUGGGGCCGGGGACCGAGGGUGCCGACGGCUCGCCCAAGGAGGAGCUGCUGCUGCCCGCCGACGAGCUGGCCGAGGGCAAGGACGGCGAGGACAGCGUGUGCCUGUCGGCGGGCAGCGACUCGGAGGAGGGGCUGCUCAAGAGGAAGCAGCGCCGCUACCGCACCACCUUCACCAGCUACCAGCUGGAGGAGCUCGAGAGGGCCUUCCAGAAGACGCACUACCCGGACGUCUUCACCAGGGAGGAGUUGGCGAUGCGCCUGGAUCUGACCGAGGCCAGAGUGCAGGUCUGGUUCCAGAACCGGAGAGCCAAAUGGCGGAAGAGGGAAAAGGCCGGCGCUCAGAGCCACCCGCCCGGCCUGCCUUUCCCUGGGCCCUUGUCGGCGUCUCACCCGCUCAGUCCCUACCUUGAUGCUAGUCCUUUCCCUCCUCACCACCCAGCUCUCGACUCCGCUUGGACGGCCGCCGCCGCCGCAGCAGCCGCCGCCGCCGCCUUCCCCAGCCUGCCACCUCCUCCUCCGGGCUCGGCAGCUUUGCCCCCCAGCGGGACCCCGCUAGGCCUCAGCACUUUCCUGGGAGCGGCUGUGUUCCGGCACCCAGCCUUCAUCAGCCCCGCGUUUGGCAGGCUCUUUUCCACCAUGGCCCCUCUGACUAGCGCUUCCACCGCGGCCGCCCUGCUGCGACAGCCGGCCCCGGCCGUGGAGAGCGCUGUGCAAUCCGGCGGCCUCUCGGACCCGGCCGCGGCGGCGGCGGAUCGACGCGCCUCCAGCAUAGCGGCGCUGCGGCUGAAAGCGAAAGAGCACGCGGCCCAGCUGACGCAGCUCAACAUCCUCCCCGGGAACAGCACGGGCAAAGAGGUGUGUUAAGCAGCCACGAGGGGGGGGCAGCCAGAGAUCGCCCGGCGCAGGAGCGAACCCAAGACCAAACCGGGAGCGCGCGAGAGAAACAAACACAUGCAAAGAGGGACCGAGGAUCAGCGGCCGAGGGCACUGCCUAGAGAGCUGCUCCUCCCGUUCGGCGUUUGGAGCAAGCAGCCAGGCUCCUGCUUUUGCCGCUUCCCUCGGGCGAAUCAGCAGGAGCAGCUCCUUGGCUAGCACCCCCCCCCCCAUGUGCGUGUUAAUCCGUGCAGUUAUCAGCAACCACCCGAGCACAUCCCAGAGGGAGAGGGAACAUUUGGGAGCAGGGCGGGGGUUCAGCAUGACGGGGAAGGCCCCCCGCCCUCUCCCCCCCCCUUGUCAUCCUGGGCAGACUCCGUAACCUUAAGCGGAGCGUUGGAGACUUCUAAGCGGGAGGACGUUGAACCGAGGAUGCUGCUGCUUGGCCCGGCCACGAGAAAGCCCGCGAGGCGACUCUGCGUAUAACGAACCGGGGCACUUAAGGCAAAAGGGGAGCGGGGAGAGUCUGGUCUUUUUGUCCUUCUGUCAUUACACCAACCAAGGGUUUUAUAGCAAACCAAAGGGAAAAAUAACAGUGCUAGAAUAUGGACUGUUUUUAAAAAAAGUCACUAAACUGUGAUGCUCGAUACUGUACAUACCAUUGUUAUUAAAAAAAUAAGAAAAAGAAAAAAAAGAAAAAACACAAAACAAACCCAGAGCUUUGUAUAUUUGAAAUGUUAUAUAACAAUUGCACUUCGUGUAGUGUUUGUACAAGUUUGUCACUUCUGUAGAUCCUUACUGUGUUGUAGAUAUCAUAGGAUCCCUAGACAAAUAUUUAUGUGCAAGCCCUUUAUUUAACUUAUUAACUGUAGAGGUUCCCGAAACCCGAGUGAGUGAGUGAAUGAGUGAGUGAAUGAAUCAGAGAGAGAGAGAGAGAGAGAGAGAGAGAGGGCAUCGGUACAGUGCUUUUGUGUAAUGUUGUUAUUGCUCUCACUUUUCCUUGCGAUCAAGUGGAAAAGUGUCACCCAUAGAAAAUAAAAGAUAUAUAUAUAUACGUUAAUGAAGAAUUCGAAAAGAUACCUGAAGGCGCAGCGUCAUUGGAAGGAAAUCAUGCCUGAUAACCAAGCUGGGGGAGGGAGGGAGGCCAAGGGUUUGACGGGGCUACAGAAUGAGAAAGUGGGAAGAAGACCUGAGAUUUACAAAUCUUUUUCUGAUGUAUGCCGAAGGUGAAUUCUGUAAAGGAAAACUAUAUGAAAAGGCUUUAUUACUUUCCCAAACUUUCUAGGUGAGAUUAUUUCCCUCUCCCCCAAAUUGGUUUUGGUUAAACUAGACUAGCCUUCCCCAACCUGUUGCCCUUCCGACCUCCUGAGGGGAGUUGUAGUCCGAAACGUCUAGAGGGCGCCAGGUUGAGGAAACCUUGUCUGGAGCUAGGUUCAGCGAUAUAUGCACCUCACAGAUUGACAGUCCAAGCCUAUCUCCGCAGAAGUCAGUCCCGCUGUGUUCGGUGGCGCUUUCUCCAAAGUAAGCGGGUAUAGGACUGCAGCCAGUGCCCAUUUCCCAGGGGAAGAAGAACACAGAGGAACUUCCUUACGAGUAAACACGCGUAGGGUUGCACUGUAAGGCUGUUCCUCCUGUGCACCUUUUCCUCGGGAGCAAACCCCGCAGAACUCAGUGGGACAUCUUUUUGAGGAACCAUGCGCGUCAUUUUGUGCCGUCAAGCUGCCACGCUGUGCCCAAGUACCUGGAAGUAAGCCUCACUGAACACAGUAAAAGUGCAUAGGAUCGCGGUAUACCCACAAAGGAAAAAAAGAAAAGGGAGGAGUAGAGCCUCCAGCCCGUGUCAUCUUUUUCACGUCCAAAAAGGUUUUCUUCCUUGUUAAACAUAUGACCGGAUUGGGCAAGGGAGACUCCCCCACCCCAUUAUCUCUCUUUCCCGUGGUCUAAAGCAAAAGGCAUCCAGGUUUUUGUACACCUGGCUUUGGAUGCGGGGUCUUCUUUAUUGGGUCUCCAAUACCGUCCUGUUCAU